UAUUGGAUAUUUGCUAAGCUCUUCAGAGAUAACGAGAAAGAUACUACUCUGAUACAGAUUUGUGAUAAGCUCUGAUAAACACUAGGGGAAGUUUUAUUGCCCUCCGUUUUAAAUUAAAAGGUUAACGGAGCCUCAACAGAUCGGUUGACCACCAUGCGGGUGCGACUACUUGUUAUUUGGAUUACCUUAACGGCUCUACUUCAAUGGAGCAGGGCUCAGGAGGAUAAUAUACAGGAGGUUAGCUUGAGUGGAGGCGUUGAGAGUACAGAUCCUGAUGAACAGAAGUCGCCGGGAAUUAAGGAUAACAUGAAUAUAUCUCCUACAACAGAUAUGCCUGAAGUAAAACCCCUCAUAGAUUCAGCUACUGAGCCUCAAGUAGAGCAACAGGAUCAUCAUCAAUCUGGGGAGGAUAAGAUGGAGCCUGCUGACCUUGGCUUGGGCACUCAGGAUAUGCCCUCUGAUGGCAGUCAGAUUUCUGUGAUGUCAGCAGAGGAAACAACGACAGGCAGUAUACCACCAAUAGAAGUCCAAGACCAGGAAAAACCCACCAACCAAGGUCCUUCCUCCGCUGAAGCAGACAUACUCAAAAAACCGCCAACUUCUCCCGUAAAAAGCACAGCUACAGAGUCCCCCGAUUACCAGGAAGAUGCUCCCUACGAGAACAAUAGUCUCCAGGUGGAAACCACGCCCCCAGCUCCAACGCCUGCACCCACUACUGCUCCAACUGCUGCUACAACUGCUACACCUACUCCUCCUCCUCCUGCAGUCCUUCGCCCGCAGAGCUGCUACUCCUGCCUUGACUGCAAUGCCACGGUAACGGAUGACCAGAAAACCACCUGCAAGACAGUUCCUGGAGAUCGCAAUGGAUGCUAUACGAUGCUCGUUAAGGACAAGAAUCUUGUGCCGGACAAAAAGAAUUACGUGGAGCGUGGAUGUUCAUCUGAACUUAGCCCACCCUUCCUUCUCUACUGCAAGGCCAACAAGGAUCUGUGCAAAAAGUGCGAUGGCAACUACUGCAAUGUCUAUGACAUGACCUCCCUACAGGAGACGACCGCAGGUGGCACCUCACCUCGUCUGCUGGACUCCCUCCUUAUCGGAGGCAUCUGCUUGGUCAACUGUUGGCGGCGACAGCAUAUUGCAGCUCAGAACUGGGGAAAUAAUUUUCAAAUUACUAACGAAUCAGAAUACGAACCCUUCCACAGAUGCCUUGGCUGUGAUCCAUGCAAGGAUUAUGAGGAUGGCAAAGAUGAAAAUGGCAAAGGAACUAGAGUGUGCUCCACAGACGAGGAUCAACUUGAUGGUUGUGUAUCCAUGUUUAUGUCCGUCUUGAUAAGGAAGUGUGUCUCCGAUAUGAAUAUGGAAGAUAUAUCCCAUUGUAAGAAGAAUGAAGAUCUAUGCGUCAGUUGCUAUUCCCCCAAUUGCAAUAUUCACAAUUUCACAGCCUAUGUGGAUUUGACAGGGGGAUCUUCGGCUUUCAGGACCUCAUUUUUGCUUUUUAGCAUUUGCUUGAUCGUUUGGCUGGUGAUUAGUGAGUAA
Molecule: messenger RNA, 1536 nt
Organism: Drosophila kikkawai
Lineage: Eukaryota; Metazoa; Arthropoda; Insecta; Diptera; Drosophilidae
Product: histone-lysine N-methyltransferase SETDB1-A
Source: RefSeq, a predicted model, not a curated record